GACGAGCUGCUACAAACACACACACACACACACACACACACACACACACACACACACACUCAAGACGAGAUGUUUGAAUGUUGUGUGAAGCUAUCCACCUCACUAUAGCUCCCAUCAUGCAUUGUGCUAAUUAUGGCUGUGACCUCUGGAGCGGCCUGUCACCAAACCAGAGCCAGAGUUCUCCAUGGUAACAGGACACCGAUCCUCUGCUGUGGUCGGUCCUUCAUCAAGAUCUGUUAACGUCACUGUUGUUGUUGUUAGCUUCCUGAGCUAACUCUGCCAAAGUGCCGCUGCUGCGUCAGUUCUUAUGAUCCUCUGUUAGUGACGGUGGUUCUGCUCCACAGUGACCUCUGCAGGACACGCAGUGGUUUCAGGGCCGUAGUUAUUUUAAGACAAACCGUGAUCUUCUCCUGAACUUAACCAGGUAGUUUUGGUGCCUUUAUUUUGAAAGUGUAACCAGACAGAAGUUAACACAUCCAGAACCAACAUGGCCGCUGGAGGAGGCUGUGAUCACGAACCUGUGAGCUCAUGAAACACACCGCUGAUCAAACUGCAUCGUCUCGCUUGAAUUUGUUUUUUUUAUUAUCAUAAUCUCCUCCACAGACAUACAGGCUGAGAGGAGCUUUAGCUGAUUCUCUGCAUUAGUGCUACAGUUUUCUAAACGAGUAAUCAGAUUACACAGAGGUUAUGUAGAGUAACCGGGGGUCCGAGGAGCAGAUGGUCCAUCAGUCCCCUGAACGGUGAGCAGGAUGAGCAGCGUCCUGCAGCUCUCAGACAGUGAGGGUGUGUUUCAGCAACACAGAUGCUCUCUGCAGCCCGCCACCAGCCGCCAGGCCGGAACGGAGCGAGCCGCCGAGCAGGAGGAGCAGGAGGAGCAGGAGGAGCAGGAGGAGCAGGAGGAGCAGGAGGAGGAGCUGGGCAGCAGGAGGGAUUCCCUGGAGCGACUGCUCUGCAGCGAGGAGGAGGAGGCGGGGAGGUUGUCUCCUCAGCGGUCUCAUCAGACAGAGGAUGGCGAGGUGGACGACCUUCUGCUGGAGGACGAGCAGGUAGACGACUUUGCCAGCUCGGUGCUGGCUGCCAUCUCCUGCUGGCACCUCAGGGUCUCCAUGGUGACGGUGAGGCUUUCUGCUGCCAGCUUCAGGUUUCCUCCAACAUGGCGUCCUCCACCCGUCCGCUCCAUAACACACUAAAGAGACAGAUAACAGUCCCACUGACCACUUGCUGUCAGGAGCUCUCAGCUGUCUGCAUGAGCUUCAUGUGUGGAACUAACAGCAGCUGGUGACGGACUGAGAUCAGAGGCGUCACACUGAGCCUCAGUCUGAGGUCCAGCAGUGGUUCGGACCGGUCACUUCAGGUUGUGGCUCACACUAAUAACCUGAACUACUCUUUCCUUCAUUUCAUUUUGUUCUGCUUUACGGAGCUUCACUCCAGCUGACCUGCAGCUUUGGCGUCAUGUAGUGUGGUCCGACUCUCCUGCCGCAGAGCUGACCUCUGAACAGAACCGAGUCUUCAGGUUGGAUCCAGUGUGCUGCCUCUCGGUGUUCGGUUGCUGUGCUGCUUCUUUUAUUUGCAUGUUUGGGUCAGAGAAUGAGUUUGUGCUCGGUGUGAAGCUGCUGUGCAGGAUUUAUCACUUUGCUGAAGGGAUAAAGGGUCAGUUCACUCAACAGAGAAACUUCCUGCGGUGUCAAAGCAUGAAGCGGUUUUAUGUCAGAUUUCUUUCUACCAACAAGCUCAAAGCGUCUGGAUAAGAUGAUAUUUGAAGACGUUCUGCGGGUCAUACAGAAUAAACAACACAUUGUUGGAGAACAUGAUUUUUGUCUGGUUUGUGUGAAGUGACCCUUUAAUGAUGAGUACACAGAAACACAGCAGCUUGUUGUUUGUUGACAAUAUGAAACUAUGUGACUCAAUCAUCUGUUAUUAAAGAUUUUGUAUUUGAAGUUAAUAUUUUUCUGUUUGUUGCUGAAGGAGGCGGACGGCGACAGCGUCUCUGCCAACGGCUGUAAUACAGAAAAUGGCCAAAUUCCUGAGGAAGACGAGCCGGGUGGAGCUGG
Molecule: messenger RNA, 2051 nt
Organism: Acanthopagrus latus (yellowfin seabream)
Lineage: Eukaryota; Metazoa; Chordata; Actinopteri; Spariformes; Sparidae
Product: bromo and FHA domain-containing protein DDB_G0267958-like
Exons: 1
Coding region: 750-1190 (146 amino acids)
Source: RefSeq, a predicted model, not a curated record